AUGGCUGAGAGGUCUAAAAACAAUAGGAAAAGCUGGUUCAGAUACUUCCAGUAUGACGAAGGCAGAGAGUCUCCUGACGAUGCCCGCAACGUCCUCUUGAUAGUUGCGGGGCUGAUUGCGGCCGUCACCUUUCAAGCAGGCGUCAACCCUCUUGGGGGAGUUUGGCAGGAUAAUGAAAAUGAGCAUAGCGCAGGAAGGGGAAUCUACUCCAAUCAAACAAGAGAAUUCUACAUUUUCUUGAUCUCAAACACAGUGGCUCUGUCUACAUCCAUUCUGAUUCUUAUAUCUCUAACGUAUAGGUUUCCUUUCCAUUUCGAGAUAAUGCUUGCCACGGCCUCAAUGGUUGUGACUUAUGCUUCGGCCAUAUUCGCUGUUACGCCUGAUGAUUUGGUGAAGUUUCGAUACAUCUUAGCUGCAGCAGCUGCGCCUUUUGCUAUAAGGUGUUUACUGCAGAUGUGGAAUGAGAUGAAAGAGAAGGAAACUGAUGGAGAAGUUGGUCAAUGAGUGUAGAACAGAUGUAUUGAAGUAGGGUUUAAGUGGCAUUAACUAAGGUGGAAAAAUGAUGGUGGCCUUGCCCAAUGGCAGUAGAAUUAAGGCAAUUAAUCUUAUUGUAGUUUGAUGGUCAUUUGU
Vitis riparia (riverbank grape) is the source of this 630-nucleotide messenger RNA. RefSeq lists its product as uncharacterized. The coding region runs from base 1 to 504 and encodes 167 amino acids. The transcript has 2 exons. The record is from RefSeq and is a predicted model, not a curated record. Lineage: Eukaryota; Viridiplantae; Streptophyta; Magnoliopsida; Vitales; Vitaceae.